Molecule: messenger RNA, 2116 nt
Organism: Callorhinchus milii (elephant shark)
Lineage: Eukaryota; Metazoa; Chordata; Chondrichthyes; Chimaeriformes; Callorhinchidae
Gene: pus3
Product: pseudouridylate synthase 3
Exons: 4
Coding region: 1-1758 (585 amino acids)
Biological process (GO): tRNA pseudouridine synthesis; mRNA pseudouridine synthesis
Cellular component (GO): cytoplasm; nucleus
Molecular function (GO): RNA binding; pseudouridine synthase activity
Source: RefSeq, a predicted model, not a curated record
AUGGCGGCACCCGGCCACGAGCGGGAAGUUCCACAGCGGGUCCCAACCGCCACCAUGGCGGCUCCGGAGGCUCUGAGCCGCGAGGAGCUGGUGCAGCGGGUCCGGGAGCUGGAGCGGGAGGUGGAGAGGCUCCGCGGUGGGGCUCAGUGUCCCCCUGGUGGAGAUGGGCCGUGUCCUCCUGGUGGAGCUGGUCUCCAGGGUCCCCCUGGUGGAGCUGGUCUCCAGUGUCCCCCUGGUGGAGAUGGUCUCCAGUGUCCCCCUGGUGGAGAUGGUCUCCAGUGUCCUCCUGGUGGAGCUGGGCUGCUGUGUCCUCCUGAUGGAGCUGGGCUCCAGUGUCCUCCUGGUGGAGCUGGGCUCCAGUGUCCCCCUGGUGGAGCUGGGCUGUGUCCCCCUGGUGCAGCUCGGCCCCAGCGCAGAGGGAAGUCUCGCCAGCGCCGGCCCUUUGACUUCUCUGCCCACGGCCGGAGACACGUGGCCCUGAGGCUGUGUUACCUGGGCUGGGAGUAUCAGGGGUUCGCGGCCCAGGACAACACCAGCAACACCGUGGAGGACAAGCUGUUCGAGGCCCUGAGCAAGACCCGGCUCGUGGAGAACAGGCACUCGGCCUCUUACCAUCGCAGCGGCCGCACCGACAAGGGAGUCAGCGCCUUCGGGCAGGUAAUCUCCCUAGAUCUGCGUUCGAACCUCUCUCGGGGACUGGGGGUGAAACCCAGCAACAGAGACACCGACAGAGACACAGACAGAAUCAGAGACACAGACGGAGUCAUAGACACAGUCAUAGAAUCAGACAGAGUGAGAGACACCGAGGCAAACCCAGACGAAGCCGCGGAACAGGACGAAAUCCGCUACGUCCACAUCCUAAACCGGGUCCUUCCCCCCGACAUCCGGGUCCUGGCCUGGGCCCCCGUCCGCCCCGAGUUCAGCGCCCGCUUUAGCUGCCUGCACCGCACCUACCGCUACCUGUUCCCCCGAGCCGGGCUGGACGUGGGGGCCAUGGGCCGGGCGGCCGAGGGCUACAGGGGGACGCACGACUUCCGGAACCUCUGCAAGAUGGACGUGGCCAACGGGGUGGUCAACUUCGUCCGCACGGUGCUGGCCUCGGAGGUCAGGCCGGCCAACAGCGACGGCAACAGCCUGGGCAGCGGGUACCAGCUGUGGGAGUUCCGGGUGCGAGGCCAGGCUUUCCUGUACCACCAGGUGCGCUGCAUGAUGGCGGUGCUGCUGCUGGUCGGUCGGGGCCUCGAGACGCCUCAGGUCGUCGAGCGCUUGUUAGACGUGGAGACCAACCCGGAGAAACCGCAGUACAGUAUGGCUGUAGAUUACCCCCUGAUCCUGGAUGAGUGUGCGUACAGUGAGAGAGACGUGCGCUGGGUGGCUGACAGUCAGGCUCUCUCCCUGACGGUCACAGAGCUACAGAGGAUGUGGACGUGUUUCGUUACCAAGUCACAGCUCGUGUUCCGCAUGUUACAGCGCCUGAACCAGACUGUGAGACAGGAGAGAGCAGACGAUGGUGAUGGUGAUGAUGAAGAGAAGCCCCUUCCCUGGUCCCUCGCUCUCCCCUCUCUCUCUGCUCAGGCCUCAGGCCUGACCCAGGGCGUCCAGUCGCGAAGCUACAAGCGCCUGAUGGAUCGUCCACGCUGCGAGGGCCUGGAGUCGCGGAUCAGUCACUACACCAAGCGAGGCCGCAUCAGCCUGAGUGUCCCCCUCGCGGAGCUGAAAUCGUGUCCGCCUCGCGGAGAUAGAACUAUGUCCCCCUGAUGGAGCUGAAAUCAUGUCCCCCCCUCGCGGAGAUAGAAUUGUGUCCCCCUUGUGGAGCUGGAGUUUGUGUCCUCCUGGUGCAGCUGGAGUUUGUGUCCCCCUCGCGGAGCUGGAGUUAGUGGAGCUGGAGAUAGUGUCCCCUCGUGGAGCUGAUGUUAGUGUCCUCCUGAUGGAGGCGCAGCGACUCUGAGCGAGGGAGCAUGGUGGAGCGAAGGAGAGAGGGAACGAGGCGGAGAGAAGGUAGGAGAGAGGCGUAGUGACUGCGCGAGAGAGGGGGGGGAGAGGGCGAGGUGUAGUGACUGCGAGAGAGAGAGUGAUGUAGUGACUGCGAGCGAGAAUGAGAGAGGUGUAGUGACAG